Exaiptasia diaphana is the source of this 1546-nucleotide messenger RNA. Its product is annotated as neurogenic locus notch homolog protein 1. Lineage: Eukaryota; Metazoa; Cnidaria; Anthozoa; Actiniaria; Aiptasiidae. Bases 26 to 856 code for a protein of 276 amino acids. The record is from RefSeq and is a predicted model, not a curated record. The transcript has 5 exons. Gene Ontology annotation, molecular function: calcium ion binding.
AUAUUUAAAGACAUGCACUGGCACGAUGUUUCUAAGUGAAGUGCAUUUUACAAUGAGAGUCCCUCUGGCUAUCUCUUUUAAUCUAGCUGUACUCUCUUCACUGCUUUCUCCUUUGAGAGCCAGUCCAAGAAAAUGUGGUGUCUCCAUCAAUGAUUUGGCUCUYCGUGGACAUGUUACCGAAGCAAUUCAAGUUGAUAAUAUUCACUUYUGCAAUGAAGAGUGCAAAAAGAAGAUCGGAUGCAUGAGUACCAACUUUUAUCGCGAUAGCAUGCUGUGUGAGCUUAAUAACAGGACGAUUGCAGCAAAACCACACCAGAAAGCUGUUCACGUUGGUGCAGCGUAUUUUGAUCGACUAAACCCUGAAGCUAUCGGAUCUCAUGAGGAAAUCCCMGCAGAAUCCUGCAUGGAAAUACAAAAUAUCACUGGUUCAUCAAACAGUGGUUUAUACUGGGUCAAGAAUGAAAUUAGCGGGAAGGUAGAAAGGAUACGUUGCAAUGGUGGGAUUCCAGAUUACUGCAGUUCCAACUCAUGUGCAAAUGGAGGAACUUGCGUCAGUGGAGCCAGUGAUUUUAGUUGUACAUGUCCAGCGGGAUUCGAAGGGAAAACAUGCGCUACUAUCAAAAAUUCCCAGUGGCAAGAAUACAGUCCUUAYUGGUGCACUAGUAGCUAUCGCAGUGGAAGGCAGGACGGCUUGACAAAAGAUCAGUGCAAGGCCAAAUGUACAGGGAGCUGUAAGGGUAUGGAAUGGUGGGAAAAGAAUGGAGCGUGCUUUUUUUGCAGCGAUCCAUCGAAAAGACAAUCGUUUACUAAUACAAAGGAUAGCGCCUACCCUCCUUAUGUGUUGGUUGCAUCUUAAAGAUGAAAGUCCUCAACUUUGUACGUUGAACCUUCACCAUCUUGAGUAAACGUUUCAUAGUUUUGCAUCGAAGUAGUCUGGAAAAAGUGAUCAAUUUCCAUAGUAUGUGAAAAAUCAUGGAAUUGUCGAUUUACAGUGAAUUUUACACACAAUGUAAAUUUAUUAAUUAACACAGAUCAAGGGAAAAUUAAAUCAUGUCAAUAACGAARCCCUGUAAAUGCGGAACAAUCGUGUAAAUAUAAAUUUACGGCAUCUUUACAUGAUUUUUACAUACUAUGGAAAUUGAUCWCUUCUUCCAUKAGACGACCUGUAAGCCUGCAGUGAUAAAAAACUUCUUUCACUGCUGUGGGCAUGCUCAGUGGUCGUCUCACUUUGAUGCAAAGUUACCUUUCAAGAUGGCGCAGGAAUGUGUGCAGGGUAAAAAAAAAAUGUUAUUUACACCGACGGAUAAUUCACCUUUCUUUAUCAGAUAAUUUUAUUGUUUUUUAUAGUUUGAAAACAGUCUCAAAACAUUCGUCGGAUGAUGUUUAUAUAUCUCAUUCUAUAUCAUCAAGUGGAGUCCACAAAGCUAUGUUGUCUGUACUAAAACAUCUCUUGGUACACUGGACAUCCGUAUUAAUUUAAAAAAUGUAUUUUUGAUAUUAGGUUUAAGUUGAAGUACAAAUGAAACCUUUUAGAAAAUCAUUUAAA